Molecule: messenger RNA, 3173 nt
Organism: Pollicipes pollicipes
Lineage: Eukaryota; Metazoa; Arthropoda; Thecostraca; Pollicipedomorpha; Pollicipedidae
Product: SRSF protein kinase 3
Exons: 14
Coding region: 240-2699 (819 amino acids)
Biological process (GO): spliceosomal complex assembly; regulation of mRNA processing; peptidyl-serine phosphorylation
Cellular component (GO): nucleus; cytoplasm
Molecular function (GO): protein serine/threonine kinase activity; ATP binding
Source: RefSeq, a predicted model, not a curated record
UGCGCCGUUGUUCGGUGCGUGGGGAAGGUGGGGAUGGAAUUUUUGUGGAUUUCGUGAUUUGUCGGAGAGGUUAGAGUGUGUGCAUGUGGAAUUUGAGGUGCCGGUGAAAUGUGGAAUGACAGCGGAACUUUGCGGUGUGGCGGUAAAGUUAGGGUUCAGUUGAAUGUUCGGGUUUAAUCCGAAUUUUUGUGUUAGUUUGGUUUGAGGUUUUACCUGAGCGCAAAGACAAAGGAGGCGAAAUGCCUGGGAUGAAUACGGCUGUGAAUAGAAAAGUGCGCGCCAUCCAGGCGAAGAAGAAGCGACCGAAGCGGCCGACGGCCAAGCUCAAGCAGCAGAUCCAGACGGCCAACGCCGACCGCAACCGCACCAAGACCGCUGAGCCGAACAGGACCGAGUCAUCCCGCACGGAGACGAGCGUCUCCGAGAAGGACAGCGUGCCCAGCGAUGAGGAAGAGGAGGAGGAGGAGGAGGAGAUCCUCGGCUCGGAUGACGACGAACAGGAGGCGCCGUCCGACUACAAGCCCGGUGGCUACCACCCGGUGCAGAUCGGCGACAUGUUCCACGGCCGCUACCACGUCAUCCGCAAGCUGGGCUGGGGACACUUCUCCACCGUCUGGCUCUGCUGGGACAUCCGGGACAAGCGAUUCGUGGCGAUGAAGGUGGUGAAGAGUGCCAGCCACUACACAGAGACAGCCCUGGACGAGAUCAAACUGCUCAAAUGCGUCCGCGACAGCGACGAGGGCGACCCGUUCCGGGAGCGCACCGUCCAGCUGCUCGACGACUUCAAGAUCAACGGCGUCAACGGCACGCAUGUCUGCAUGGUGUUCGAGGUGCUGGGCCACAACCUGCUGAAGCUCAUCAUCCGCAGCAACUACCAGGGCAUUCCGCUGCCGAACGUCAAGUCCAUCGUAAAGCAGGUGCUGGAGGGACUCGACUACAUGCACACCAAGUGCAAGAUCAUCCACACGGACAUCAAGCCCGAGAACGUGCUGCUGUGUGUGGACGAGGCGCACGUGCGCCGGCUGGCCGCCGAUGCCGCCCAGGUCCAGAAGAUGGGACUCAAGCUGCCCGGCUCGUUCAUGGCGACGGCGCCCAAACAUCUGCAGCAGCCCGACCCGGCCACGCUGUCCAAGAACAAGAAGAAGAAGCUGAAGAAAAAGGCCAAACGGCAGGCAAAGCGCCUCGAGCAGAUGGCCGAGCUCACCGAGCAGUGGGAGAAGGAGCAGGCGUCGGCGGCCGAGGGCGGCACAGUCUCCUCCGCCGCCGGCGAGACGCCGACCGCCGCCGCCGCCGCCGCCGCAGAGACGCCUGCGCAGGCGCCGACCGGGACGAACGGCACCCAGGAGAACGGAGACGCGUCGCAGAACGGCGACGACGACGGCUCUGAGACGCCGCGGGAGAACGGCGAGGAGACGCCGCGGGAGAACGGCACGGCGGAGACGCCGCCGGAGGAGACGCCGCGGCAGGAGACGCCACCGGAGGAGACGCCCCGGGAGGCGGCCGACGUGGGCGCCGCCGCCGAGAAGGUCGCCGAGCGGAAGCGCGACUCAGAGCCGAGCCGGGACCGUCAGAAGGGCGGCGCCAACGGCGAGGCCGCCAAACUAGCGAACCGCCAGAGCCUGGCCAACAUGGAGGUGGCGCUGGUGGAGCACUCGGGUGUGGGCGAGACGGUGACGCUGCCGUACGACCUGGAGCCGGCGGCGACCGAGGAUACGUGCGGCGAUGGUGCGCAGGUCGACGACGACGACGACGACUGGGUGGACGUGGACGAAGACGACGACAGUGACCUGGACCUCCCGUCCGUGCCCGUUCCCAUGUCUCCGUCGUGCGGCCCGUGGGGCGGCCCGCCCGGCUCGCCCGGCGAAGUGUUCGAACAAUUAUCCCAUCCCGAGAUUGAUGCAUGGCCUCCAUCCUUCCGUAAUGCUGUGCCCGCUGUUCUGUGCUCGGCCGUGUCGGCAGUCUGUCCUGCGAGCCACUUGCAUACAAUUCCCGUCCGUCCUGUACGGACGAGAGCAGCCGUGUUGUGCUUGAUGCCGUGCCGAACGGGUGGCGUGGCCGUCCGCUCGCUCCGGCCUCUCGCGAGCUCCCCCAGCCGGCACGCGAACCCCGCUGACCGCUGGUCGCCGUCCGCAGACGCCGCGCCGCCCAGCGCUGGCGGCACCGCGCCCGCCAAGAAGCCCGAUCCCGUGCACGAGGUGUGCGAAAUGAAGGUGAAGAUCGCUGACCUGGGCAACGCCUGCUGGACGAACCACCACUUCACGGAGGACAUCCAGACGCGCCAGUACCGCUGUCUGGAGGUGCUGCUGGGCGCCGGCUACGGGCCGCCGGCCGACAUCUGGUCGACGGCCUGCAUGGCGUUCGAGCUGGCCACCGGCGACUACCUGUUCGAGCCGCACACUGGCAACAACUACAGCCGCGAUGAGGACCACAUCGCGCACAUCAUCGAGCUCAUGGGCGACAUACCCAGGAAGAUCAUGUUCAAUGGCAAAUACUCGCGCGACUUCUUCAACAAGAAAGGCGAGCUGCGCCACAUCACCAAGCUGAAGCCGUGGUCGCUGCACGAAGUGCUGCAGGAGAAGUACGAGUGGCCUGAGGCCGAUGCGGUCGCCUUCGCCGACUUCCUGCUGCCGAUGCUGCAGUUCGACCCGGAGCGGCGCGCCUCGGCGGCCACCUGCCUGCGCCAUCCUUGGCUCUUGUGACCUGUGCGGCGCCAGACGGCCCACCGCCCGGACGGCCCAUAUUUUUUGUACGCCGAGCGGCCUCCGGGUGGGGCGCGCGGCCGCGGCGCGCCAGCGCGCGCGCGCGAGGGGCGCGACCACGUGCUGGGAGCGUGACGCGCGUCGCGAGGAGCGUGGCGUGACGUGACAUGACGCGACGUGACGUGACGCGACGCCACACGACGCGACGCAACGCGGCGCAGCGAAUGGGCGUGCAGGCCCAGGCUCGCCGCGGGAAUUCAGUUGCAUGAGUUCGAUAAUGGACGAUCGGUCGCCGCACGGGCGGGGGCGACGCGGCACCUCAUCCGGCGUUGAGCCACGCCGAGCUGUCCUCUGGGUACGUCGGUGUACACUUCGGUCGGCUGUUCUAUCCUUCACGACUGGUUCACGUUCUGUUUAGUUGCCGCUUGAUGGAUCCGAAUCAGUAGUUUAAUAUAAGUUUCGAUUCCGAAGGAG